ACGCGCGGUCGCGUUUCCUGCCACACGUUUCAACGGGAAACAAACAAACAAUAUGACAUCUUCCUACUGCUUUACCUCUUUUCUAACAUAGCCAUUCGAGUUUUGCGGACAGUGAAUAGAUCAUUUUCUGGUGCAGGUGUCGAGGACUUGCAACACUCCAGAGUGGCAAAUCAGUUGCUUCUCUUGGCAUUUGUCCACAUUUGCACUGUAGCAGCAGAGGUGAAGCACCUCAAAGGGCUGGCACAGGAGGUUUGAGGGUGCACCAUGACCAAUGGUUCCAUUGAGUCAAAGGGUGAGAGCAAUGUGUGGACAUCUGAUGAUUCAGCCCCAACACAGCCCUCUACACAGCACCACCAGGACCCCAGCACCCCAGGCAACUUUUAUGACAAUUCCCAGGCCGCCAACUACCUCCCCCCACUCUUAAACCAACUCCCACCCUCACCUGUGUCAGUAGCAGAGUUGCAGGAAAGGGCUGUCCAGGAUAGUCAGAAUAACAAUGUAGAUGAGAACAGCAAUGACCGCCAUUAUGACCAGUAUGCUACUGCUGCAUACCCCAGUUGGGAGACUUCAUUCCAGGCAGCAUACCCAAUUCAAGAAGCAUCUCAUGUUGCAUACUCCAGUCAGGAAUAUUCUUCACGUCCAACAUAUCUUAUCCAAGGAACCUCAUGCCCAUCAUACUCCAGCAGGGAAGUUUCAUCGCAUUUAAACAGAGAAACUUCAUCACGCCUAAGUAGGGAGGCCUCACAAACAUACUCCAAUCAAGAAUCCCAGUCAUUCCAACCAAACAGGGAAGCCACACAUAACCCAUACUGUGCCCAAGAUGCCUCAUCACAGCACUCUUCCUCACACCUUAGUUGUGGGACUACUUCUCGUCUUGACCAAUCUGUACGACCUAGGGUGAGGCAACCACCCCAGCAUAGCAGAGAUGAAUCAGAUCAUACGCCACCUCCCAGGCGGCCCACCAUCACCAGGAGGGACAGUGAAAGCAGUGGUAGUAAUUGGCAGCACAGUGGAGCCAAACACCGCAGGAACCACAGUGAGGGCACCACAAGAUACCCACCUUUACCAAAUCUCAACUGCCCUACUAAUGAGUCAGGAGAGCUACCUCCCCAUCUUCCUGGUUAUGGGGUGGACAACCAUGACCCCCACAAUUCUCAGGGAUUGCUGUCUCUCACUAUAAGGGGUGGUGGGUACAAUUCCCAUCUCCCUGUGGCCCUGCAGUCUGCUGAGCGUGUCACCCAGGAGGCCGAGGAGCUGCUUACCACCUUCACCUCAGAGACCCUUCGCAACAAUAGGCUAGAGGUGCCCCAGUGGUUGGAGGCUGUGCCUAGCCCCCACAUGGUUCGUGCUGGCCGUGAGCUGCGUCUUCUUGCUGAUGCUUUUGCAUGUACAGCUGAGAGACGAAAGGUGCGGCACAUGGCAGAAUCAGUGAACCUGAGCUGCAUUGAGAUGGAUGAUUUCUUUCAGCUCUGUGCUGAGCUAUUCUAUGAUGGUAUCACUCGGGAACGCAUUGUAGCACUAUUCACAUUUGUGGGAGAUGUGGCAGUGCACCAGGUGAGGAUAAAGGGAGAGGAACUGAUUCACCGGUUAAUAAAGUGGUCCCUCAAGUACCUGGUGGAGCAUGUGUGUCGAUGGGUGCAGGAAGCAGGUGGCUGGGUUGCAGUGCUGACUUGUGGAGCCAACUUCCUUUACCGAUGUGCUGUAUUCGUCUUCUGCGUGUGUGGUUCUGUUGCUGCUGGCCUCUUUAUAUACAAAACCCUAAAAAAUGGGUGACGCUGGCCUUUGCCCCACUUUCCUUCACCCCAUGACAUGUAUGUGUUCUCUGGUCCUCACCUGCUGUUGCUCAGCUCACCUCUCAGUUGCUCAUAAAUAUUUAAUGUGUGUGAAUGUGGCCAGUGAAGGUAUGUUAUGCAUAUUUGUAUAUGAAAGUGUAUGAUGGAUGUCAUUAUUCUUCACAUCUACUUGCAUUCAGUAGAUGUACCAUAUUUUUUUUGCCAGAACCAAUUUUUAUCUCCCACAUUGUCUAAAUGGUCACCCAUUGUCUUUCAUAUUAUUGUUAAUUUUACUGUUGAAAUUUGGCAUGUGGCUGUUGUCAUUGCUAAGCUAAAUCCUAUUUUGUCAAGUUGAGGUUGAGAGAUCUCGAAACUAUACACUGAAGUAGCUAAGAAAAUUGCUUUGCUGAACAGUCAUAAAGUUAGAGCAGUCAAUGGCAUUGAAUUCAAGUGCCUAAGAAUAAAAUGUACAUAUAAAAUAAAAUCAUGAUUUCACGCAAGGGUGGUACCACUAAUAAUUUUUGCAUGGUCUUGCACAAUCUGCAGAAAGGAUGUGAAUCUUGACUGUUUUAUGUUGUAUAUGUGAUAUUUGGAUGCAGAGAUGUAGUGGGAUUCAAGCUAAAUUUCAGGAUAUUAGUGUUCGAAUGAAUGUGCAACACAUCAAUGAGGGUGGUGGGAGAGAUAAGUGAGAACAGUUGAAAUGGUUGCUAAAUGGUUAAUCUUUUGAAUGUGUAGUAGAAUGUUUAUAUUUUGAAGGAUAUGAUUUGUGCUGGAGGUAGUGCAAAUGCUAGUGUAGUGGCAAGAAUAUGAAGUCGACAGAUGAAAUUUGGGGAACUAUUGCCUUCAUUGAAACUGAGGAGAGUCUUGAAUGCAAGAGGCACUUUAUAUUGGUUGUGUGAGAAAUGUAAUAUAGUAAGGUAGUGAAAACUAGGAUUUGAAGGAAGAUGCUUAGAGAAUAAAGCAGACAGAGAUACAGAUACUAAGUUAGAUGUGCAAUGCUUUACUGAACAAUAGAAUCAAGAUUGUAGAUGUUUAACUGAGGGAGAGGAUGGAAGUUGAAUGUGUUUGUUUAGUAAUGAGGAUGAGUAGACUGAGGUGGUUUAUGCACGUUUAGAGGAUUGUGAAGUGACUGGAUGAAAAGAAUUAUAGAUCUGAAUGUAUUUAAUAGAAUUUUCGAUGAUCAAAGAAAAUUUGGGAUGAAGUACUCCAAAAGAACCUUGAGAGAUCUUGGCAUGUAUGGGCAGGCCACUAGCAACUGACAACUUAGAAAGUCAUUAUUAGGUGAAUGCAGCCAACACAUGCAAGUGUGUAUGAAGUGACAACACUGGAUAGCAAACUGGUAUCAAGUGUCAGAACUCUACAUGGUAUGUGUUAUGGAAUUUUAGUUUAGAUAAUUAAUCAAAUUUUCUAUCUAUGACAUCAUUUCAGGGCUGGAUUUGGACUUGAGAUCUUUUCAGACUUUAAAUCUUCAGAUACAGGAUGCUCAGUCUGCAAUAAAUUUAACAAAAGAAAGCAGAUGUCAUUUUUAUUGAAUUAGUCAGCUGGUGAUUCUCCUGUUAGAAGUUCUUUCAAUUGAAUAACCUUAUGCAUCCUAGAAAUUUUUUGUGAUCAUGGCUCACAUUUCACUAACAUUUUAUAGAAUCUCUGUGGCAUAGAUGUUGAGGUAUGAAUCAAUAAAGAAACUUGAAUUUGCAGAUGAUAAAUGAAGAUUAUUUCAUUAUUUAAGUAUUACCAAUGACUUUGUGUACAUUACUUUACACACUCAUGGAUGUGGUGUCUAGACUGGAGAUGGGUUUCUCCUGGUAUCUCAGAACCAUGUCAUAUUUUGGAGGUUUUUGUAUUGCUCUAAUUGCAUUUUGCAAAUAAACAGACCAUUAUGGUGAA
Molecule: messenger RNA, 3656 nt
Organism: Scylla paramamosain (green mud crab)
Lineage: Eukaryota; Metazoa; Arthropoda; Malacostraca; Decapoda; Portunidae
Exons: 7
Coding region: 265-1773 (502 amino acids)
Biological process (GO): regulation of apoptotic process; intrinsic apoptotic signaling pathway in response to DNA damage; extrinsic apoptotic signaling pathway in absence of ligand
Cellular component (GO): mitochondrial outer membrane
Molecular function (GO): protein homodimerization activity; protein heterodimerization activity
Source: RefSeq, a predicted model, not a curated record